GAAAAAAAAUAAAUUAGCCGGGCGAAGCGCCAAGCCGGGAGCUCCGAGGGACGUGCCCGGAGUGGGGAAGCGGAGCAAUUCGGGGGGCGAGCCUGCCCGAAAUGUGGGGAGCGCCGGCUGCCCCGCGGGGCCACCCCGCUCCCCCCUGCUUGCUGCCGGUGACCUGCCUUCUGGCACUGCAUGCAGGUCUGCUGGCAGGGGUGAACAUCACCAGCCCCACGCCACUCGUGCGCGGCACGGCGGGCAAAGCGGCGCUGCUGUCCGUGCGCUACGCCAGCGCCAGCGCCGACAAGCCAGUGGUCAAGUGGCAGCUGAAGCGGGACAAACCCGUCACCGUCGUCCAGUCCAUCGGCACCGAGAUCAUUGGCAACCUACGGCCCGACUACCGCGACCGCAUCCGCGUGCUGGAGAACGGCUCGCUGCUCAUCAGCCCCUUGCAGCUGACUGAUGAAGGCGCCUACGAGGUGGAGGUUUCCAUCACUGACGACACUUUCACUGGCGAGAAGACCAUCAAUCUCACUGUGGACAUUCCCAUCUCAAAGCCACAAGUGCUGGUGGCCUCCUCAACGGUGCUGGAGCUCAGUGAGUUCUUCACCCUCAACUGCUCACACGAGAAUGGCACCAAACCCACCUACACAUGGCUGAAGGACGGGCGGCCGCUGAGCAACGACUCCCGCCUGCUCCUCUCCCCUGACCAGAAGAUCCUCACCAUCACCCGUGUUCUCAUGGCUGACGAUGACGUCUACAGUUGCCUGGUGGAGAACCCCAUCAGCCAUGGCCGCAGUGUCCCCGUGAAGCUCACUGUUUACCGACGGAGCUCCCUCUACAUCAUCCUGUCCACAGGCGGCAUCUUCCUUCUUGUCACCCUGGUGACAGUUUGUGCCUGCUGGAAACCCUCCAAGAAGGAGAAGCGACAAGCAGAGACACAACCAACCUCUGACUACACUGAGCAGGAUGAGGAGCGUCUGAAGCACGAGGCCGAAGGCAUCCCACGGAGCGGUGAGCACGAGCGCAAGAACCCAGUGGCUUUGUACAUCCUUAAAGAUAAGGACUCCCCAGAGGCGGAGGAGGAUUCACUGCCUGAACCCCGCGGCACAGUUGAGCCAGGUUACACCAGCUCGCCAGUUCCAGCGGCCGGUCGCUCGCCAGGACCAGUGGGGCGUUCGACUCGCCGUUACCAUCGCUCGCCAGCUCGCUCGCCCGCCUCGACUCGGACCCACAGGUCACCACCGGGCUCUCCGGCACGGUCCCGCGGCGCUCCGCGGCUGCUGCGGACUGCCGGCGUCCACGUCAUUCGGGAGCAGGAGGAGGCCAACGCCGUGGAGAUCAGUGCCUGA
This is a messenger RNA of Cinclus cinclus, 1337 nucleotides long. It is a transcript of the gene HEPACAM, whose product is annotated as hepatic and glial cell adhesion molecule. The transcript has 7 exons. NCBI's taxonomy places the organism in Eukaryota, Metazoa, Chordata, Aves, Passeriformes, Cinclidae. The record is from RefSeq and is a predicted model, not a curated record. Bases 102 to 1337 code for a protein of 411 amino acids.